This is a messenger RNA of Belonocnema kinseyi, 1049 nucleotides long. Its product is annotated as TATA-binding protein-associated factor 2N-like. The transcript has 3 exons. Lineage: Eukaryota; Metazoa; Arthropoda; Insecta; Hymenoptera; Cynipidae. The coding region runs from base 91 to 696 and encodes 201 amino acids. The record is from RefSeq and is a predicted model, not a curated record.
AUCAGUCUUCUCUAACUCUUUGAUCUGACAUAGACUUAUCAGAAGUCAGAAGGCGGAAAUAUUUCUUUUUUUUUAAUUCAAGUGAAAAAUAUGGAAUCGGUCAAGUUCGUAUUGUUAAUGUGCGUUUUACUUUUGGUUAAAGACUCCAUUGCUCAUGGUAUAUUGAGCGGAAUCGUGAAGGAACAUAGGGAGCGUCGUCGAGAGCAUCUUGCAAAUUUGGACCCUCUUGGUCUAAUUGGUGGAAAGGAAAGUGGCAAUAAUGGAGGUGCAGAAGCUUCAGCUAACUCUAAAAGUUUGGGAACCAGCUUCAACCUUGGGCCAGUUGGAUUCAGUACCAGUUUAACGUCCGCUUCAGCCCAUGCCAAAGCAGGAUCUGGAGGAACAGCAAGUGCAAAUGCUGAUUCCCUAGCCAAUGCACAAACUGGAGGUCAAGGAGGUUACGGAGGUCCAGGUGGUUACAGCGGGAGCAAUUCCAACGCUCAAACUUCCGCCAAUGCAGGAGGUCAAGGUAACAAUCAAGGAGGAUAUAGUGAGCGAGAGGGAGGAUAUGCUGGACCCCAAGGAGGCUAUGGUGGACCUCAAGGAGACUAUGGUGAAACUCAUGGAGGCUAUGGUAAUCCCCAAGGAGGAUAUGGUAGUUCUAGUGCCAAUGCCAAUGCCAAUGCCAAAGCAAAUGCCAACACUAAUACUAAAUAAUGCGGAAGUCUCUUAGCGACGUAUUUUAAUCAAUUAAAUUAGCUCAAAGGAAUAAUGAAUAUGAACCUUCCCACUUCGAUCCUUUAAAUUUAGAUGCCCGAUCAAAAUUCUUUUAUAACAUUGUAAUGUAUAUCAUUCAAACUAAACUUAUAAGAGCUCUUCAAAAUUUCAAACUAUGAAGUAUGUCUGUACAGUUAAGUAUUACUUUAACCAAUAAAAUAUUAAAUGUAAUUUUUUGAGAAGUUCAAGCUUCAGUGAUUUGGAAUUUCGGAAAUUGGCUAAUUUCGGAAUGUUUCAAAAUCGCCGAUGAACAUUUUUAAUAUUUUUCGUUUUUGGUAAAAAAUUUUUAAAAA